AGGAAAUGCCGGCAUCAGCAUGAGAGGCUGGACUCCAGCCCAGGUCGGUCCUCACCCCCCGGGGCCGCUGCUCCGCCCGGUGCGCCUGCGAGGAGCUGCUCACUUUUCCCCCCUCGUGAGUCUUUGUUCCAAGGCGGAGAUCGCUCGGAUUCUCUAAUUAACUCCCUCCGUUCCAAAGGGGGCCGGAGGCUGGGAUGCGCCGCCAGCUUGAAAGAUGUUGACUCUCGAGUGGGAGUCGGAAGGACUGCAAACAGUGGGUAUUGUUGUGAUUAUAUGUGCAUCUCUGAAGCUGCUUCAUUUGCUGGGACUGAUUGAUUUUUCCGAAGACAGCGUGGAAGAUGAACUGGAGAUGGCCACUGUCCGGCAUCGGCCUGAGGCUUUGGAGCUCCUGGAAGCCCAGAGCAAAUUUACCAAGAAGGAGCUCCAGAUUCUUUACAGAGGAUUUAAGAAUGAAUGUCCCAGUGGCGUUGUUAAUGAAGAAACCUUCAAAGAGAUUUACUCACAGUUCUUUCCACAGGGAGACUCUACAACAUAUGCGCAUUUUCUGUUUAACGCGUUUGAUACGGACCACAAUGGAGCUGUGAGUUUUGAGGAUUUCAUCAAGGGUCUUUCCAUUUUGCUCCGGGGGACAGUACAAGAAAAACUCAACUGGGCAUUUAAUUUGUAUGAUAUAAACAAAGAUGGCUACAUCACUAAAGAGGAAAUGCUUGAUAUCAUGAAAGCAAUAUAUGACAUGAUGGGUAAAUGCACAUAUCCUGUCCUCAAGGAAGAUGCUCCCAGACAACACGUGGAAACAUUUUUCCAGAAAAUGGACAAAAACAAAGAUGGGGUCGUUACCAUAGACGAGUUCAUUGAAAGUUGCCAAAAAGAUGAAAACAUCAUGCGCUCCAUGCAGCUCUUUGAAAAUGUGAUUUAACGUGUCAAAUGCAUCCUCAAUCAAUCAGACAAAUGUGAACUAUUCUACCACACUUAAUGUUGGAGCUACCACUUUUAGCAUAGAUUGCUCAGCUUUACACUGAGGCAUAUUAUGCAAACAAGCUUUGUUUUAAUAUAAAGCAAUCCCCAAAAGAUUUGAGUUUUCCAGUUACAAAUUUGCAUCCUUUUCAUAAUGCCACUGAGUUCAUGGGAUGUUCUAAGUCAUUUCAUACCCUGUGACUCUUCAAAAGAACAGAAUCUGGCAUAGAGUUUUACUGAUUCUUUAGCCAUGGGAUUAUUGAGCUUUCACGUUAUCGGUGAUUUUAAAAUAUCAGUGUUUUUUGCUACUCAACUGUAUGUAUUCAGCCCCAGGAUUUUAAAUGGUUUUCUAAAAUAUUGGCAUCUGCAUUUAAUUUCCAGAAAUUAAUUUUCAUGUUUAUAUGCUGUAAUUCCAUUUAUAAACUAAUUUAAAAAAUCUAGAUUACUAUAAUUAAAAACAAACACACAGUCCCAGUUUCUAUGGAUUUGCUGCCUUCUGUUAAAGAUAUUCAUUUAUCUGGCAUUUUUUAUAACAUGAAACAAAUUAGUUUAUCACCAGAUGUCAGCAUAUGCCUAAUAAAGCUUAUUUAAUAAGCAUUUCUUAAUUUUUCAUAAUACAUGUUAUAGCCAAGGCCUAAUGAUACAUAUAAUUUUGAUUUCUUCAAUCCUGCAGGUUGACUGUUUUCUGUCUUGUUGUUAUGUAAAAGUCCAAGAAGAUGAGGAACAAAGCAAGGAUGUUUACAGGCAUAUGCAAAGGGUCAGGGUAUCUGUCUUCUAAUACGUGGUAAUGCUUAGUAACAAGUAUUCCCUACCAGCCUUGAGGGCCUGUUCCAUCCCCUUUCCCAUGGCUCCUUCAAGGCUCUUUUCUGUUACAUGCCAUCGGGGACACUGAAACCUGGACUAGCCCAAGGCCUACAGCGAACAGACAGCAAGCAGAAUUCACUUUGAAAGCAUCUGUGAUUCCAUUUUAUCAACAGCUACCAUACCAAAACUUUGUUAAAAAUGAAAAUAAAUGCUAAGCAAUUCAUCUGGACUGUAUUAUGAUUUAGCUCAUCAUAAAAUUCCAAUAAUUCAGAUUCUCUUUAAUGAUCUUGAGCCAAAAUUGUAAAGUUGCCACAACAUUACUUAGGAUACACACACCUUCCCUAUUUUGCAGAAAUAUCACAAAGACCAAGAGGCUACAGUGGGAGGAAAUUUGCAACUGUCUUUGCAACAAUAAAUCAGGUAUCUAUUCUGGUGUAGAGAUAGGAUGUUGAAAGCUGCCCUGCUAUCACCAGUGUAGACAUUCCGAGUAGUACAGUACAUGUACACUGAAAUUCGCCAUCCUGUGUUUGUGUAAACUCAAUGUGCACAUUUUGUAUUUCAGAGAGAAAAAAAUAAAAGCAAAUAAAAUGUUUAUAACUCUA
Molecule: messenger RNA, 2360 nt
Organism: Suricata suricatta (meerkat)
Lineage: Eukaryota; Metazoa; Chordata; Mammalia; Carnivora; Herpestidae
Gene: KCNIP4
Product: potassium voltage-gated channel interacting protein 4
Exons: 8
Coding region: 215-916 (233 amino acids)
Biological process (GO): regulation of potassium ion transmembrane transport
Cellular component (GO): voltage-gated potassium channel complex
Molecular function (GO): potassium channel regulator activity; calcium ion binding
Source: RefSeq, a predicted model, not a curated record